AAUGAAUAUUACAGACUAAGGAUAAACAACGUAACACGAAAUCUUGGUAGAAGUUUACAUUUGAAAACUGAUUUGUGUUGAAAAUGAAGUGCCCGGUGAUACAUGAAGAAGAGCCUGAGCCUUCCCAGGUGAGAGGCCGUCUUCCCGUGAACAACGACAGAGUGGACUUCUCAGAUUAUGAAUGGAUGGGUGAGGAACUAGAGGAGUUUGACAGAAAGGUUGAGGAGGAGUUCUGGGAGGAAGAAUUCAUUGAGGCCUGUUUUGAGGAGAUGCUGGAGGAAGAGGAAGCCCAGCGUCUUCUCAUGGAGGAGGAAAUCCAUGCAUAUGAAGAGCUUUUGAAGAACAUAGAGAACAGAAACAUCUCCAACUUCCUAGACAAUGUGGUGAACUCCAGCAAGUUGAACCCAAAUGCUCCAGAAUUCAUUCCACGGAACCAGGGGAACACCAAUUCAAGUUAGACAAGCAAGAUAAUGUGUAAUCCUUAGUGCUACUAGAGAAUGACCAUUGGUCCAUGGCUGUCCCACACUAAGUCUCCUCAUUCACAAUGUGUUGUUUUGUUGUCGUUGUUGGGUAAUCAUGUGAUGAGAUGCCACAGUUUUAGCUCGGGCUCAUUUUAUUGGAGAUAGCUGAGCUUUUUCGUUUUGGAGGAGACAGUGUUAUUUCCCCUCAUAGCAUUCAACUGACCAUAUUAAGGUGUAGCUUGAUAUUCAUUCAUAAAAUGUUGGAAAACUCAGAGAAAAAAAUGACUAAAAUGCCAUUAAAGUUAUUUUAUACCAAAUUUCACAAUAUAUAUUACCAGUGUAUAAUCGUCUUAAUUUGUCUGCCAGAAUGGCUUUUUAGGUUUAAGAUUGUAUAAAUCUGUCCAUUAUUGUGGAUUCUUUCAUCGUUUUUAUUUUCAUUUCUUUAUUAUGGUGGUGCAGUAAAUAAAUGUGGUACCUUUCUCAGUGGCAAAAGUUGAUACACGUGCUAAAAAUGGAAAACUGAAGCAUUCAAGGUCUA
This is a messenger RNA of Liolophura sinensis, 999 nucleotides long. RefSeq names its product polyadenylate-binding protein-interacting protein 2-like. Gene Ontology annotation, molecular function: mRNA regulatory element binding translation repressor activity. Gene Ontology annotation, cellular component: cytoplasm. NCBI's taxonomy places the organism in Eukaryota, Metazoa, Mollusca, Polyplacophora, Chitonida, Chitonidae. Bases 84 to 458 code for a protein of 124 amino acids. Gene Ontology annotation, biological process: negative regulation of translational initiation. The record is from RefSeq and is a predicted model, not a curated record. The transcript has 4 exons.